CCUCACAGCUUUCAAGCAAACGUGGCUUGCUCAUUGCAAGAGGGAAAGCAUGGGAGGUGCUUCUGCAGCUCCACUGAAGAAGGCUUCUCUGGGAUGAACAGAGCAGGGAAAUAAAGCAUGGGCAUUCUCUUGCUAUAACACAAAGCUCCCAGAGAGCAGGGCAGGGCAUGCCAUAGUUGCAGGAUAGGAGAAAGAAGGAGCAAGAAGAUCCUGGCUGUGCCAAAAGACUUCUGGAGAGAGGAUCCCAAGAGGGGUGUGCGCAUCUGCCUGGACAUCUCCUGCCCAUCCCCUAAGCUGGGGAAGGACCCAUGAUGGGCUACUGGGAUUUCUUCUGGGAAUUCUGGAACUAUGAGACCUCCAAGGUGAUUGUAGUGAAGAAUCGGCAACUGGGAGUGAUCUACAGACUGGUCCAGCUGCUUAUCCUGGUCUAUUUUAUUUGGUAUGUGUUCAUCAUCCAGAAGGGUUACCAGGAGAGCGAGUCAGGCCCUGAGAGCUCUGUCAUCACCAAGGUGAAGGGAGUCACCCGCUCACAACAGAAAGUUUGGGAUGUGGAGGAGUACGUGAAGCCACCAGAGGGAGGGAGUGUAUUCAGUAUCAUCACCCGUGUCCAAGUCACCCCUUCACAGACUCAGAAGACCUGCCCUGAGAGUGCGAAGGUGCGCAGUGCCAUGUGUCGCUCUGAUAGUGACUGUGUGAUGGGUGACAUGGACAUGCUGGGGAAUGGAGAGAAGACCGGUCGCUGUGUCCCUGCCAAUAAGACCUGUGAGAUCAUGGCCUGGUGUCCAGUGGAAAAUGGAGCAGCUGCCAGUGAGGAGCUGGGGAAGAUGGCACCGGAGUUCACCAUCCUCAUCAAGAAUAACAUUCAUUUCCCUCGCUUCCGCUUUUCCAAAGGGAACAUCAAGGAAAACAAAGAUGGCUACCUGAGGAAUUGCACCUUCAAUGAGACCACGGAUCUCUACUGUCCCAUCUUCAAGCUGGGCUUCAUUGUGGCACAAGCAGGCGAGAACUUCACUGAGCUGGCUGAAACGGGUGGUGUGAUUGGAGUUAUCAUCAACUGGAAUUGUAACCUGGACCUGCCGGACUCCACAUGCAACCCCCGAUAUUCCUUCCGCAGGCUGGAUCCCAAGUGGGCUCAGGCGUCCUCUGGCUACAAUUACAGGUUUGCCAAGUAUUACCAGUGCAGCGGGAAGAGCACUCGCACCUUGAUCAAGGCCUAUGGGAUUCGCAUUGAUGUGAUUGUGCAUGGGCAAGCAGGCAAGUUCAGUCUUAUUCCCACCAUCAUUAACUUGGCCACAGCCUUGACAUCUGUGGGAGUGGGUUCCUUCCUCUGCGACUGGAUUUUAUUGACCUUCAUGAACAAGAAUGAAGUGUACAGUGCUCGAAAGUUUGACCAGAUGACCAAGAGCCCAAAGAUGACCCCAACCACGGAAUUCAGCACUAGCACUUCCUGCACCCCGGACUCCUCGCUUGCAGAUUCCAAGGCUCCUAUCCACCUCUGAGCCACGGGCCCUGUGCCUCUUCCCAAGUUUCCAGGCCUGCUCAUGCAUCUGAUGGACUCAUCUCUUUCCCUCUGACUGCUCCUGCUGUAAUAAAUUCA
Molecule: messenger RNA, 1597 nt
Organism: Heteronotia binoei (common prickly gecko)
Lineage: Eukaryota; Metazoa; Chordata; Lepidosauria; Squamata; Gekkonidae
Gene: P2RX2
Product: purinergic receptor P2X 2
Exons: 12
Coding region: 309-1499 (396 amino acids)
Biological process (GO): response to ATP; monoatomic cation transmembrane transport
Cellular component (GO): plasma membrane; nuclear inner membrane
Molecular function (GO): extracellularly ATP-gated monoatomic cation channel activity; purinergic nucleotide receptor activity; ATP binding
Source: RefSeq, a predicted model, not a curated record